UUUGACAACACGCAAUGACGAUGUUGUGUUUCUCCUCCUUCUUAGUCCUGUCUUCCUUUAAAACCGCCUGAGCAGGCGGCGCGAGGCGCACAGCGUGUUCUUGGAGACGUCCGGGAGGUUUACGCACGACAGUCUGGAGCCGGAGAGAGACGCAGUUUAGUUCGGGGUUUAAAUCAGCAUCCAGCGCUUUCCCGUGUUUAACUCUUCUGACCAUUUCCUCCCGGAUCUUGGCCUCUUUUGUUCGGGUGACUUUUGCACGGAUCUCAGGCUCGCUGUGACUGUUUUAGGCUGGGGGAGUGGAAACCAGCUUUUUCAAUCAGAGCGCAGAAGGAGAGGAUGAUUCCGCCGGUUAACGCAGUCCAGGACGACAGCGGAGGCAAAGAGGACGAACGGGACCAGGAUGAGGCUCCAAAAUCCCCGACGAUGAGCGCCAGCCAGCAGGAAACCAAGAAUACUGUGAGACCUGAACAUCACAAGCGCAAGCUGCAGAGACUCAAACGCUCCCUUUCCUUCAAGACCAAGAGCAUCCGCAGCAAGAGUGCCGACAACUUCUUCCGUACUAGCAGCGAGAACAAGACGGAGCUCCUCUCUGAUGUGAGCAGCAGCACAGGCCAUCUCUGCAACAUUGGGAUGGCCCCGCCGCACACUACCAGCCUGCCCAUUCCUCCGGUCCCUCCAGCCAUUCCCUCCGCUCCUCCCCCCACGUCCCGCUCCCAGGCACGCAAUCCGCUGCAGGUAGACUCAGCUGGACACUGCUUCAUGGAGCAUAUCUUCAAGAAACCCACGUUCUGCGACGUCUGCAACCACAUGAUAGUAGGAACAACAGCCAAACACGUGGUGUUCCUGGCAGGAAACACAGCAAAGCAUGGGCUGCGCUGCAAAGCCUGCAAGAUGAGCCUGCACCACAAAUGUGAGAAUGGAGUCGGGCAACAGCGUUGCAUGGGGAAACUGCCUAAAGGCUUUCGGCGAUACUACAGCUCCCCAUUGUUGAACCAGGAGCAGUAUGGAUGCAUUAAAGAAGUCAUGCCCAUUGCCUGUGGGAAUAAAGUGGACCCGGUGUAUGAAGCUCUGAGGUUUGGGACAUCACUUGCACAAAAAGCCAAGAGGGCCAGCGACUCCGAUUCUCCACACAGAAACUCAACCAGUGAUUUGGAUAAUGUUCCAGAGGAGGUUGUGGCUCACAGCAGUAGGCAAGAGCUGUCGAGAAAACACAGCGAUGAUGUAUUUGCAGUCAUUCAGAACGGAGCGGAGUGUUUAUACCUGCCAGAGAGCAAAGCAGAUGACUUGUCGAUGGAGCAGAUCCAGCUGCAGAAAGAUCCUCUGAAGCUCAACACUUUGGUGGCCUUGUAUGAUUUCAGCGCUCAAGAGAGCCAUGACCUGGAGAUGAGAGCCGGAGACAGAAUAUUGCUGGCAGAUGAUUCCAAUGAUGACUGGUGGAAGGGGGUGAUUGAGGACAGGAUCGGCUACUUCCCAGCAGCCUUUGCUCACGAGCUGCAGGAGGGAGAUCAGGUGUUCAGGUGCAACAGGACGUUUAUCGGCUGCAAAGAACAAGGACAGCUCACUCUGAAGGAGGGGCAGAUCUGUGUGAGCAGCGAGGACGAGCGCGGCGGCUUCAUCAGAGUGGCAUUUGGAAAGAAGAGAGGCUAUGUGCCCUGUGAUGUCCUGGAAAUCAUCUGAAACAAAGACUCAGAGAAAGGAUUACAGGAAUAAGAGCAAGGCUGGAUCAGCCACCUGGAUGUAAGGGUAUGGGAACAAACUGAGCAAGAGGAGAGGAAACCACGUCAUCACAGACCUGUGUUUGUACAAACAGUGACACUUCUGGCACCAAAAAACUCCAACCGGGCAGUCCUGCUCUAGCAGACACUACAAUGAGAAGCUGCUUUCUGCUUGUGAGGAGACAGGAGAUCACUGUGUUACUGUUUUUGUUUUUUUUACUUUUAAUUUAUAGAGCCUGUCGUUUUUAUUUCCUGUUUUUAUUUUUCUGUAGUUUAUUUAACUAGAUGCUAUUGCUGAGUUAAAAGAAAAUAGCUUAACAUGUAAAAACACUUACUCUUUGUAAUUAGUUUUACAGCUUUUACUACAGAAACAGAGUCCCCCUCUUACAUAUUUAAUUUCUCAAUGCUUUUAUACAAUUGAAUUUUCCACAUAAAUGGUGCAUUUGUACAUUAAUUAAGCCUAGUAAUUUAGUUUUUUAUGGUGAAAUCCCCACAGUGAGAUAAGGAUAUGAAUAUAUCUAUUUACAUUAGGAAAGUAAGAACAUUGAAACUUGAUUUCUUCUGAAAGUUUAGGUAUGUUCUCAUUGCAUAUUUAUACUUGCUAUUUUGACUAAUGACUAAACAUCAACAAAACCAUAUUAGGAAAUCAGAAACAAUAAAACAGAGCAAGACGAGGAUGCAUGGAAAUAGAGUUACUCCUUUUUCUUUGGGGUAAGAUCCUGAGAAUUUAAAAACAUUAAUGUUAAUGUAAAUCAGUUCAUAAAACAGUUUGUUGAUCCCAAAUGGAAAUUAAAAGUUAUGGAAACUGUAA
This is a messenger RNA of Cyprinodon tularosa, 2526 nucleotides long. RefSeq names its product SH3 and cysteine rich domain (gene stac). Gene Ontology annotation, cellular component: extrinsic component of cytoplasmic side of plasma membrane. NCBI's taxonomy places the organism in Eukaryota, Metazoa, Chordata, Actinopteri, Cyprinodontiformes, Cyprinodontidae. The coding region runs from base 337 to 1677 and encodes 446 amino acids. The transcript is spliced from 12 exons. Gene Ontology annotation, molecular function: transmembrane transporter binding. The record is from RefSeq and is a predicted model, not a curated record. Gene Ontology annotation, biological process: skeletal muscle contraction; positive regulation of protein localization to plasma membrane; positive regulation of voltage-gated calcium channel activity.